Molecule: messenger RNA, 2108 nt
Organism: Polistes canadensis
Lineage: Eukaryota; Metazoa; Arthropoda; Insecta; Hymenoptera; Vespidae
Product: lachesin-like
Exons: 10
Coding region: 202-1734 (510 amino acids)
Cellular component (GO): neuron projection
Source: RefSeq, a predicted model, not a curated record
CCUUUCCCUCCUCUUCCCCUUCUUCCUAAUAUCCUCACCUCUUACCUCCCUCUCCUUCUCCCAUCAUUUUCUAUAUUAUUCACGCGUAUAUAGUUCAAUUUAAAAUCCCAUUGUCGUUGUUCUCCUCCUCCUCUUACUAUAAACGCGAGGAUCGGUGAAUUGUUCGUUCUCGAGUGUCCAUAUAUAGUGUUGAACUCAGGAAUGAGUGGGAAAACUCGUGGUCGUUGUUCUCCUGGUGCUCGUACUGGCGUCGAGUUUGACGCUAAAGGUGACAGGACGACUGUCCAGAUGAUCCUUGUGUUAGGGACAAUCCUCGUGACGUUCCUCGGCUUCGAUGGGAUCGGACACACCGUUGUUGCCGCUUAUCCUGCCGUUGGACACGUCUCUACCAGCAAAAUUGCAUUUCAUUCAGAAUCUUUAAGUGCAAACAGUGGACCGAUUAUCGUUGCGCCAGUUGGAAAUCAAACUGCUGCUGUUGGAAGAGAAGUUGUUUUCUCUUGCAGCGUUCGAAACAUCGGAAAGUAUAAGUCAGAAUCUUUAAGUGCAAACAGUGGACCGAUUAUCGUUGCGCCAGUUGGAAAUCAAACUGCUGCUGUUGGAAGAGAAGUUGUUUUCUCUUGCAGCGUUCGAAACAUCGGAAAGUAUAAGGUUGCAUGGUUACGAGCCUCGGACCAGACGGUUUUGACGGUACACACGAGAACGGUGACACACAAUGCACGUAUCUCGAUAUCUCAUGAGACCGGCAGUAAUUCUGGGUCCGGUGGUACGUCCGGCGCCUUCGGUGUGACAGGAAGUAGCCAAGCUACGGAGGAAGUCGUCAACGGCACGUGGCGUUUGCACAUUCGUCAACUAAAGGAGUCCGACAGGGACUGUUACAUGUGCCAGAUCAACACCAGCCCAAUGAAAUCCGAGUUGGGUUGCGUCGAUAUACUCGUACCACCGGACAUUGUUUACGGGGGUGAUACCACAGCGGAUUUAGCAGUUUCGGAGGGUGACAAUGCAACCUUGAGUUGUAGAGCUACUGGUAGACCAACUCCAAGAGUAUCAUGGCGACGAGAAGAUAACGAACCCAUGUUCAUAAGGGCCUCUUCUGCAGGUGGAAGCACUUUCGAGAAGCAAGAGAGCUACAACGGUUCCCUACUGCAAUUCCAUCGCGUCGAGAGACGACAAAUGGGGGUGUAUCUCUGCAUCGCCAGCAACGACGUGCCGCCGGCCGUUAGCAAGCGAGUGACGCUCGCCGUGAAUUUUGCACCAAGCGUGACGGUACCGAAUCAGCUGUUAGGUGCACCUUUGGGUACUGAAGUAACAUUAAAAUGUUACGUCGAAGCUUUUCCAAAUACGAUCAAUUAUUGGGUGAAAAAUCAUCGUGGAACUAACGACGAGAUGCUGUUGGAAGGACCUAAGUACAGUGUUCGCGAGGAACGAUCGGGUUAUAAAGUCCUAAUGGAGUUGGCGAUCAAAGGAUUCACGGAACAGGAUGUGGGUAGCUACAAAUGCAUCUCUACUAACAGUCUUGGCAGGGCCGAUGGUACCUUAAGAUUGUAUGAGAUCAAAAUCGGCUUGACGGACAGAACGUCUCGUGGGAAGGACCACGUGUCUAUCAUAGGCGGUUUAGCAGAAGCCGCACAAAGUUCCGGUGCAAGCAAUGCAAGUGGAAAAGUUCCAGGAUACACUAGCAGCUUGUCGCAUAUUCUAUCGAUGUUUCUCUUCAUACCGGUACUCUGGCCACGGUGAAGAAAGGCAUCCCUUCCUGUUCGCUGCAAAGUUGCUGAGUACCGGAUGAUUGUGUGCCAAAAGAGAGGGGUUUCUCCAUAAAAAGAAGAAAAAAAGAAGGAGGAGGGGGUUGGAAAAAAUAAAAAAAAAAAAAAAUUUACGCGAAAGUGUCGUUCGAGCGCGAGAAACGUGUGUCUGUGUUGUCUGUCUGUCUGUCUGUCUGUAUGUCUGUUUGCCUGUACCUACUAAUGCGUGUCUGUAAGUGUGCGUGUAUUUGUAUGUAUGUAAAAGAAAAACGAAAAUACAAAAAAGGAGAUUAAAAAACGAAUAAGAAGAAAGCAUAAAAUGGAGGGAGGAAACGCGAAGAAAGUGAAAGAGAGAAAAAAAAAGAAGAA